This is a messenger RNA of Fonsecaea nubica, 1914 nucleotides long. RefSeq lists its product as hypothetical. Gene Ontology annotation, molecular function: glutamine-tRNA ligase activity; ATP binding. The record is from RefSeq and is a predicted model, not a curated record. The transcript has a single exon. NCBI's taxonomy places the organism in Eukaryota, Fungi, Ascomycota, Eurotiomycetes, Chaetothyriales, Herpotrichiellaceae. Gene Ontology annotation, cellular component: cytosol; cytoplasm. Gene Ontology annotation, biological process: translation; glutaminyl-tRNA aminoacylation. The coding region runs from base 1 to 1914 and encodes 637 amino acids.
AUGAGCUUGCCGGAGCGUAUAAAGGACAAGGUUGAAAACGCGAUCCCAGACAAGAAGCCCAAGAAAGAAAAAGCGCCCAAGCAACCCAAACCGCCAAAGGAGGCAAAACCACCCACAGAGAAAUCGGCAAAAUCUGCAAAGCCCCCAAAGCCUGCAAAUGCUGCGCCAUCAGCACCGACCGACCCAGAUGCCAUGUUCAAAGAAGGCUGGCUGGCAGCGGUCCGAAAGGAACGACCAGCAGAUGAACCAGUAGUCACACGUUUCCCCCCCGAGCCGAAUGGCUAUCUCCAUAUCGGGCACAGCAAAGCCAUCGCGAUCAAUUUUGGAUUCGCCAGAUUCCACGGCGGGAAGUGUAAUUUGCGGUACGACGACACAAACCCCGAAGCGGAAGAAGAAAUCUACUUUACCGCCAUUGAGGAUAUCGUGCGCUGGCUGGGCUUCAGCCCCGCUUUGAUCACUUACUCCAGCGACUUCUUCGAUCGGUUGUACGAGUUGGCCGAAAAGCUUAUCACUCUGGACGGCGCGUAUGUGUGCCACUGUACCGACGAGGAGCUCAAAGAUCAGCGAGGCGGCACAGAUCCGAAGAACAAACAUGAAAGAUACGCUUGCCCCCAUCGCAGUCGACCCGUUGAAGAAUCGCUGGCCGAAUUUCGAGCCAUGAGAGAUGGCAAAUACAAACCGAAAGAAGCCUUUUUGCGGAUGAAACAGGAUCUUUCGGACGGCAAUCCUCAAAUGUGGGACCUGGUUGCCUACCGCGUCCUCGAGAAGCCACAUCAUCGGACGGGCGACAAAUGGAGAAUCUACCCAACCUACGACUUUACCCACUGUCUGUGCGACAGUUUCGAGGGCAUUACUCAUUCGCUGUGCACAACUGAAUUCAUCCUGUCUCGCGUAUCGUACGAGUGGCUCAACAACAAGGUCGAUGUUCCUCACAAGCCAAUGCAGAGAGAAUAUGGUCGCUUGAAUGUUACGGGCACUGUCUUAUCGAAACGAAAAAUCAAAAAGCUAGUGGACGAGAAGAUUGUCGCCGGCUGGGAUGAUCCCCGAUUGUACACUCUCGUCGCGUUGCGGAGAAGAGGCGUUCCGCCUGGUGCAAUCCUGUCAUUUGUGAGCGAGCUCGGGGUUACAACGGCUACUAUCAAUAUUCAAAUCGUCCGGUUCGAACAGUCAAUCCGCAAAUAUUUGGAAAUGACAGUGCCUCGUCUCAUGCUCGUACUCGAUCCCGUUCCUGUCAUCAUUGAUGACCUCCCUGACGAUCACUACGAGGAGUUGGAAAAUGCCUUUGGCCCGAAAGAUGUCGACAUGGGUUCUCACAAGCUACCCUUCACCAAGAAGGUCUAUAUCGAGCGUGAUGACUUCAGAGAGGUGGACAGCAAAGACUUCUUCCGCAUGGCACCCGGAAAACCAGUAGGUCUACUGAAGGUGCCUUAUCCCGUCAUUGCUACCAGCUUCAAGAAGGAUGAGACCACCGGUCUAGUUACCGAGAUACAUGCCAAGUACGACAAACCGGCUGAAGGCGAGAAAGCCAAGAAGCCUAAGGCUUACAUCCACUGGGUCGCUGAUGCUCCAGGGCACGGUUCACCUAUCAAGUGUGAAGUCCGCGUCUUCAACCCUCUUUUCAAAUCAGACAAUCCGGACGCGGUGGAGCCGAGUUUCAUGGCAGACUUACGAGAAGACAGUCUCAAAGUGUAUCCAAAUGCUAUGGCGGAAGUUGGAUUGAAAGAGAUCUGGGAUCGAGCCCCGUGGCCAGAAGAAGCUGGAGAAAAGAAGGAUAAAUGCGGGUUUGAAUCGGUCAGGUUCCAGGCAAUGCGAACAGGAUACUUCUGUAUGGACAAGGACACGGAUGAAGCUGCGGGGAAGAUUGUGCUCAACAGAAUCGUCAGUCUGAAGGAGGACGCUGGGAAGAGUGCAUGA